AGGUGACGUCAGGACGCACGAGGGGACAAGAGGCGGAGGCGAGCCGCCAUUUCACGCAGGGACGAGGCCGCGCCGCACCGCUCCGACUCCACCUCCACCACCACCAUGAGCGAGGCCGCGGCGCAGCCCGAGAAGCCCCGGCCGGCGGUCGCCGAGAAGAAAAUCAUCGCCACCAAAGUUCUCGGCACCGUCAAGUGGUUCAACGUCAGAAACGGAUACGGCUUCAUCAACCGGAACGACACCAAGGAAGAUGUCUUUGUCCACCAGACUGCCAUCAAGAAGAACAACCCAAGGAAAUACCUUCGGAGCGUGGGGGACGGAGAGGUGGUGGAGUUUGACGUUGUGGAGGGAGAGAAGGGUGCCGAGGCGGCCAAUGUGACCGGGCCGGGUGGAACGGCGGUGCAGGGCAGCCGCUACGCGGCCGAUCGCCGGCGCUUCCGCGGGGGUUACUACGCCGGGCCUCGCCGGGGCCGGGGAGGGGCGCGCAAUGGUGGCGAGGGCGGCGAUGGAGCCGAGGAGGCGUUGGAGGAGGAGGACGACCAGGCCGGGUACCAGACACAGACGCGACGUCCCGCCUACCGCGGCCGUCGCUACCCGCCCUACUACGGCGGCGAGGCUGGCGAGGGCGAGGAAGGCGCCGGUGACGCCGGAGUGGACGGCACGGCUCCACCACGCCGCCCAGGCGGCCGCGGUUUCACUCGCCCCUACCGCAGUAGGCGCGGGCCCGUGCGGCCCCGCGCCGGCCCCCCCGGGGAGGGUGGCGCCGAGGACAAGGAGAACGAGGCCGGAGAGGAGAGGCCGUUCCGUGCCCAGCAGCAGCAGAACUUCCGCCGGCCGUACUACAGCCGGGGUCGAGGCCGGGGGGCGCGGCGCGGAGGAGGUGCCGCCGCCGGAGAGGGCGGCAAGGCCGCGGCCGGCAGCGGAGGGGAGGCGAGCGGCGCCGCAGCCACCACCACCACCACCAGCGGCAGUGGCACCGCGGCCUCCGCCACGACCACCACGACCGCCACGUCCGCAGGGGGAGAGGCCACCGCCGCCGCAGCGCCACCAUCCCCAGCGGUGGCGGCGGCGCCGUCCGAGCCGCCUGCUGCUGCUGAAUGACUCCAUCAAGGAAGCGGAGGGGCCAAUGGCCUCAUCCCAGCAGGAACGGACGGGCAGGCAGAGACCCAAUCCUUGCCGGCACUGUUGACCUCACCAUCGCCAGCGUUCUCUCAUUGGCCUUCUCUCUCCGCGUCUCAUUUUUAAAUCAGCUCUUAACACCAAGACUGAAAUCUUUAUACCUGUCACCGUUUGUAAUAACUUUGCGUACCACCAGAAAGUACCUCCUUUGGAUUUUAGUAGAGUUCAAAACAACUCUUUUUUUUACCCUUUGUGGAAACUGUCAACACGUGCACAAGGCAAAAUAAAGGUUGAGUAACGUGCGUUUAAACCUG
Petromyzon marinus (sea lamprey) is the source of this 1433-nucleotide messenger RNA. Its product is annotated as Y-box-binding protein 3-like. Gene Ontology annotation, molecular function: nucleic acid binding. The record is from RefSeq and is a predicted model, not a curated record. NCBI's taxonomy places the organism in Eukaryota, Metazoa, Chordata, Hyperoartia, Petromyzontiformes, Petromyzontidae.